This is a messenger RNA of Bombyx mori (domestic silkworm), 6625 nucleotides long. RefSeq names its product synaptic vesicle glycoprotein 2C. Gene Ontology annotation, cellular component: membrane. Gene Ontology annotation, biological process: transmembrane transport. Bases 492 to 2423 code for a protein of 643 amino acids. The record is from RefSeq and is a predicted model, not a curated record. NCBI's taxonomy places the organism in Eukaryota, Metazoa, Arthropoda, Insecta, Lepidoptera, Bombycidae. The transcript has 13 exons. Gene Ontology annotation, molecular function: transmembrane transporter activity.
UGGGACAAUCUGGAAAUUAAUUCAAUUUGUUUCUUAAGAAGUUGAUCGUAAAAAAUUAUACUUAAAAAGUGAACAAACCAAAGUUUUUCAAAAUUUUAUUUCGUAUUCGUUCGUUUAUUAACUAUAAAAAUUGCACCGUGGAUUGUAGCUGAACACCCAACCAUUUAUGGAAAAAAGUGAAAAUAUUUUCGAAAAACAAUGUGAAUAUCAGAAUUAUAGAUGCAGCGUCGUGCGUUUUCCGAAAUGAGAGUUUUUAAUUAGUGCAGCAGGUUUCAACCACUUAAAUUCAUUUAGCAAAUUCGCACAAGACACGAGCCCUAAAUAAUCACAAUGUAAUUUGUAUUAUAAAUUAUUAUGUUAUAGUGCAGCAGCAAUUUGGCACAGCUUUGAAUUUUAUAAAAAAAGAAGUACCUAAAUAGAGGAAGUCAAUAUUGCUUUAAGCUUAAAAAUUAUGAGUCUUCUACCUGAAAUUGACACGGCGAUUAGUCACAAUGGAAGAGGAACAAGCAUGGCUUGUCCGAACGCGUUCCGACUCUGAGACAUCCUCAAAGUUGAGCUUCGGUUCACUGUCACGGACAAUGACAUACACAGAGCACCGGCUCUCUGCUGGAGCCGAAGCGGCUGGUGAGCCAGGCAACACUAUCACAAUGGCAUCCAGUCCUCCGGACAACGCGACUGAGGGAAACGAAAGCGGCGAGCUCCUAGACUACAAUGACUCUAGUAUUCUCGAACAAUUCCAUGAAGAUGCCCUAAGACAGACUGGCUGUGGUCUCUCCCAAGUUCGAAUAGUCCUGUCCGUGGGCCUGGCAGUGGCCGGUGCCACAUUGGAGCUGGCAGCCAUACCUUUCAUCCUGCCAUCAGCGGAGAUAGAACUGUGUAUACUGUUACACGAGAAAAAUUGGCUCGUAAUGAUAACGCUGGUGGGUUGGGCCUUCGGUGCUCUGGGGUGGGGCGCCCUGGCUGAGAGACUUGGCCGACGUCGAACCUUGCUCUCAUGUUUGGCGGUGAAUGCGGUUUUUGCUGCCAUAGCAGCGUUCAUGCCGACCUACGGAACCUUUAUGAUGGCGAGAUUGUGCUCGGCGAUCGGCUCUGGUGGCGUGGUGCCGUGCGGCGCCGCGUACGUGUGGGAGUGGUGCGGGGCGGGGGUGCGGCGCGCGGCGCUGGCGGGGGCGGCGGGUGCGGGCGCGGCCGGACUGUUCGCCGCCGCCGCGCUCGCCGCCGCGUUGCUGCCCCCCACCGGCGCCCUCACCCUCAUCGAGAAUAAAGAGCAUUUCAGCGCCUGGCACAGAUAUCUUCUGUUCUGCACGCUUCCGAUCCUGGCGUCUCUUGUCAGUCUGAUAUGGACCCCGGAGUCUGCCAGAUAUCUCCUAGAAGUCGGACGGGAAGUGGACGCGAUGGUAGUCUAUCAGAGUGUGCACAACGGGAACCGGUGUGGGCGCGGCGGCGCGGGGCGGGACGCGGAGCCGGCGCUGCCGCUGCCCGCCAAGCGGAGGCCGCCCGCCCUGCACCACGUCCGCCACAGUCUCAAGAUGUUCUGGCAGUCGUUCUUCCAGCUGUUCUCGGGCGCGCACCGCCGCACCACCGUCUCGCUCGGGGGCACGCUGCUCUUCGCCAUGGCGAUACAGUUCUACCUGUCGUCGUACGUUCCGUCGACGGUGGGCAGUAUAGAAAGCGAGCGCUUCGAGGCGUCGCGCGUGGUGGUGCGCAACGAGACGCUGGUGGCGCGUCACUACCGCGGCACCGUGCAGAACGUGCACUACGCGAACGUGUCGUUCGUCGACUGCACGUUCCGCGACGUGCUGCUCUCGCACGUGCGCUUCCGCAACUGCUCAUUCACGAACGUGUCGCUGUUGAACAUCAAGAGCUCGCACACUCACUUCGAGGGCUGCCUCUUCGUCAAUAGCAGCAUCAUCGACACGGACCUAGAGCUGGGCGGCGAGCUGGACGCGUGGUGCCGCGUGGUGGGCACGGCGGUGCGCGGGCCGCGGGGGGGGUGCGCGCGCCACGCCUCCCUCACCUCCCGCCUCGCCGCGCCCCUCGCCCGCGCACGCGCCGCCGCGCCCGCCGUGCUGCUCGCCGCGCUGCUGGCGCUGCUGCCGCGCCGCCUCACCCGCACCGUUACCUCGACCGCGGCCUGCGUAUUGCUGUCUCCGUUGCUCUACAUAGCGACGAGCGAGACGGCGCUAUACACCGUGGAGGCCGUAUACACCGUGCUCAUAACGCUGGUGUUCCUCAACGUGACCGGCGACGUGCUCGAGUCGUACCCGGCCGGAGCCAGAUGCACGGCGCACGGCGUCAUACUAUCAGCGGCGUACUCAAGCGGCGCCGUGCUGUUGGGAGCGGGCGACGCCGGUGCCGCGCUGAGCUGCGUGCUGUGUGCCGCGCUGGCUCUCGCGGCGACCGCCUUCGCUUACAACCGAUAGAGCUAGCUGCUCCAUACUUGCAACCCAGUUGAUUGUCUGAUUCAAAAUCCAACAAAUUGAUAGUUCUUUUUCAGCUUCCCAACUAAAAUGUCAUGAACAAAGCCGCCGGUAGAGCGAGAAUGAUGAAGGCAGCUGCGAUCAGUUAUAGUAUCAUAUGACGUCACAGCUAACGAAUCUCGGAAGACGUCGAUCCGGAUAAAAAAUUUCGUAUAGUAAAUCCUUUUAAAAUUAUUUUUUAUUUAUAGGCGUCACGAAUCGAAAUGACACCCUUCUAAUAUCAACUUUUAGUAUUGAUCAGAUCUCAAAAAGUCCGCAGUGAAUUAGGGGAAUAAUGAUAAUGAAAUGCUAAGGACAAUACAUACCAUUUUUUUAUUUAUUAUCAUGGCAACUCUCUUUGAUUUUAUUUAUUUAUUUAUGUGAACUCAGUUUUUGUCGAAGUCAUUAAUGUCAGAUAUAUCGUUCGUUAUUAUUAUUAUUAUUAUAUCGUUCUUGUACUUGCCAUUUUUAUAAACAAGGAACCAAAGUAUAAAAAUUGACUGAUUUUUUUUUUUGUUUGUUUUUGACACGCAUAGGAAUUUUUUUAUUGAGUGUAUAUAUAUAUCAAUAAAUAAAAAAAACAAACGAAUUGAACUUAUAUCACGUAGGUAUUGGGUAAUGAAAUGAAAUUUUAAGAAAAAGAAAAAAAAAAAAAACAAGCAAUGUAUUUGAUAUCAAUUUUUGAAACGAGCAAGCAAUAAAUUUUAAUAAGUGUUAGUUAAUUUAAGUUCCAUUGACGCGUUUGCUGCUUAGUCGAAUGCAGGUACUAUCCAGUUAAUAUUGAACCACGGGUCAUCUGCUAUAUAGGUAUAUUUCGCCAUUGCUAUAUCCUGUAGCCAAAAAAAAAAUCCAAAUCAGUAACUAGUUUGAAAUUUUCAAUCGUCAUCAUCAACAUACAAUGCUGUGAUUCCUCGUGUGCACCCUGAAAGUUCGCCUUUCUGAUAUGGUCCUUGGAAAUUCUAUAUCAUCCUUGACCAGUCUCCCGGGGGGUCCAUAGAACCUCGGCACGCUAUAGCCCCAAGUGAAUCUGCUUGACAAGCGGUGAAAGAUAUUAACACUAAUCAUACCAACGCUUACUGGUACCUAUUUCUGCCAUAGCGGGUAGAUAACAGCUUACGACAAGUAUUACUCAAAAUAAACAAAAUAUUAUAAUAACUCUAGAUUAAUUGAUAAGAAAAUGUCAUGAAGUCAAAUUUGCAAAAGCAAAUAAUAUGAUGAUAUUUUCAAUGUCACUGAUGAUAUUGUCACUUUUUUAAAAUGCAAGAAAUAAAAGGCUUUUUAUUUUAUUUUAUUUAUUAUUAUUAUUAUUUUCAAUGCAAAAGUUCAAAAUGAGUACAAAUUGACCCGUUAUAUGUUUAGUGUUAAUACCCUUGCCAAUUUACAAAUUAGCGUGUGUUCUAAACCAGUGGUGCGCAAAGUUUUUUCGACCCCGACCCCUUUAAUAGAGAGAAAAAUUUUGGCGACCCCCCAGCCAGGGAGGAUGUGGUUGUACUCCGAACUGCUAAAUCGGCCGAAAAAUUAAAAGAAAUCGGCGACCCCCAACAACCUUCUGGCGGUCCCCACAGAAGUCGCGAUCCCUAGUUUGGGAAUCACUGUUCUAAAGCCCGGGUUCGAUUCUGAUUGUCUCCCUUUGAGCCCGGCGUUACGUUGUCGAGUGUCUGCGCUUCUGGUAUUGUCAUGGUCCAAGGGCCACGGGAAACGAUUCGAACCGAAUUUAGGUAUCUCGUUUCCCGUCACAAAUAUACAGAUCCGUGUAUAUUUAACCAACCUGGAUGGAUCUCUAUAUCGACGCUUGAAAGGCAAACGUGACUAAGCGACAAUGCGUGAACUUUACAGUAGACUAAUUUAAAGUUGAAAUACCAGAAAACAAAAUUUAUUUUAACGAAUCCAGCUGUAUUAGAAUCUAGCCAGUAGCUGUAGGAUUGAAAUGAUUUUAACAGACCUAGAAAUAUAUAUUUUUUGCGCAUCGAAUAUGGUUAUUGCCUAUCAUUUAUGUACAAAGCAGUUAUUGUCGCUUAGUCAUGUUUGCCUUUCAAGCGUCGAUAUUUACUAAAUAUUAUAUUUUUAAUUAUUCGUGUUUUUUUUUCCGAAUACCCUACAAAUCAUCGCUACAAUGUUCCAAUGUAUUAUAAUAUUUAGGUAUGUACUGCGUUAUUAAUAAAUUGUUUUAUAGCCAUCGUUGUGCCAUUUCCGAUUUCGUUCAGUGAUUGCACGGUGUUGCCUUAAAUUAUCGUGUAAUUUAGAAUGGUAGCUUUUUUUUUUAUAAAUUUAUUAUUCCUUUUUGUAGCUUUCGAAAUUUAGAGCUUAAAUUUAUAACGAUUGCGGUUUAAGGCUAGUCGUAAAUGAUGUUGGUUAGCGAAGGUGAUGUUUGGGUCGGUCUGUGUCAUUCCCAGUUUUUUUUUUUUUUUUUUGAUUUUUUUUGUGUUGAUUAUUAGUAGAUGAUGAUGCAGACCGUUAACAUAUCGACUUUGGGGUUAGGAGGGGGGGGAUAUGAAUCGGUUGUAUUUGUUUUAAUUGUAAUUAAAUUAAUUUCAAUGAAAGAUGUUCGGACCAAAACGAUCGGAGUUUCGUGUCUGAUAUGUCUAAACAUUAUGAUGUCUGUGGACUCAUGGUCUUAGCCUACAACUCGCAAGAGCUGUAGGAGAUAUCACACGGACGAAUAAACAAACGACCGUGUCUCCCCGUAUCUAUAUGUAUUACAGUUUGGUAGUUUUUUCCACGUAUUCCUUGGGAUAGCUGUUGUAGCUCUUAUAAAUGACGUCAUAGCUUGAAGUUUUAACGCAAAGGCACUACCGCUCUGUCUAUUUCUACGCCGGUUUAAAGCCUCGUGUUUUACUACUGGGCUCCGUGAAGAGUGUGCUUAGUGCGAGUUUUUUAACGUUCUCGAUAGCGUAAAAGUUAACUCAGAUUUGUAUGGAGUUGGAACAGCGCCCUUAGCGGCAAGUUAUCGAAAAGUUUAAAAAAUUCUCACAUUUUUUUCCUAUCUAUGCUGAUAGCCUUGCGGGUAUUUCAGCUUCUUGACGUGUAGGUGAGAUCACGGGGCCCAAACCACGAGCGUUGCUAACACUGGCCCUAGCAAGAGCCGUGCUUCGCAUAAUCUACCACCGGAUUGGAAACGCGACCCACUAAGAUCUAGUGAGAAACUCAGUGGGUUAUAAAAUUUAGGAGUUCUCAAUCAAAAAUAAUGAAAGCGACCGGUCGCGUGUACCGUGUUUCGAAUUUUGAGGGUAUUUAGCAAUAUUUAUGUAAUGUAGGAACUUUAACAACAACCUCGCCUUGAGCGAAUAACAGAAUACUUUCUAGAAAUUUCCGAACAAGAUGUCAUCUUUCUUUUCCGUAGAAAAUAUGUGGAGAAAAUUACGAUAAUUUAGUAAUUAAAUAUUAUACUAAGUCUUUACUUGUUUAUCCAUUUCGCCAUAUCAUAUAUUUUAAGUGAUAUUCAAAUAGACUGCUAUACACAUAUAUAAUUUAACGACAAAAGAAAAGAAAGACAUAUUCAUUAUACAUACAUAUAUAUUUAGAAAUCAAUCGAAUUUUAUUUUUAUUUUUAAUUAGUUUCAAAUUUACGAACCACCACGAUUUGACGUGAAAUUGUUUCGGUAGCUUUAGUAGCUUUUUUGAGCGACGCAUUGGCAUCACCACUGCAAUAAACAAAAAGACUUAAAACACCGCAUUCCUAUUGAUCGGACUGAUUUUUUAUUCCUAGUCAAAUUGAAGUUUACUAACAUGUAAUAAAUUAGAAGAAAAAAAAGGCUAACUAUUAUUUCCUUAAAACACCAGUCUUUAUUUUAAGGUGGUUAACGAAAUUAAUGAAUACUAAUAAAAUAUGUACCUACAAUAGCUUAGAUUUUCCAUACUUUUCUAAAUUAAUAUUUAUUAGAUUUUUUUUUCUUAAAAAAAUAUCCAUAAGAAAAGGAAUCUUGAAACAUAAAUGGCUUUAUUCAUCUUUUAUAAUAAAUUUUAAAAAAAAGAGAGGCACGUCGCUUUUUUUUUAUAAUAAAAAAGUCAGGUAAUAAGUCAUUCUAGCAUUGAUAAAAUUUUUAAUUUAAGUUAACUGACGUUUUGUUUUGGAACUUGCAUGCUGGUUGUUUUUAGAUUAAAUAGACUGAAGAUUGUAAUAGUGUGACGUGUAAAUAAGUUCAAUAAAUAUGUUCGUAUUUAAACAA